Messenger RNA from Colletotrichum abscissum, 285 nucleotides. RefSeq lists its product as uncharacterized. The transcript is spliced from 2 exons. The record is from RefSeq and is a predicted model, not a curated record. Lineage: Eukaryota; Fungi; Ascomycota; Sordariomycetes; Glomerellales; Glomerellaceae. Bases 1 to 285 code for a protein of 94 amino acids.
AUGACAUUGGUGGCUACCACAUGCCAGCUGGGUCUGUCGUCGGCUUCAACCCUUGGGUUGUUCAUCGUAGCAAGGAAGAGUAUGGCCGAGAUGUUUACGCGUUUCGGCCUUAGAGGUGGCGCAAAGGGGACAAUGGCGACAUGCGUAAGUUUCCCUGACGAGUUCUGUCUCCAAUAUUCGACCAAACUCUUCAUAGAACAUUUCUUCUUUGCCUUUGGAUCCCGAACUCGAGUGUGCCUUGGUCGAAGUAGGUCUCGCAAGCAUCGAGUUCAAAGGUUCUGCUAA